UACAGAGAGAGUGAGAGACAGAGAAAAUAAUAGUGAGAAAAGCAGUCAGAAAGAGAAAAGAGAGAGAAAGAGUUGGAUAGAGGCACAGCAAAAAACACAGUCAGAGAGGUAGACUAAGAGAGGAAAAGACUUCAGAGAUUCAACAAUCAAAUCGACUGAGCAGGGUCAGGAUCUGAAACUUCCGGGAUCCAGAUUCUUCACCAUGGUCGACCCGACAGGAUUGACACCUGAAGCUGAUUUCACUCUUACACAGAGGGGUUCAUCCUCAGGAUGGAGUUCCUACAUAUCAGUUCCAACCAGCAUUGAAUCUGCAGGUAGUGCCAACCUCACAGAUGCCAACAACACACAUGACUGCAAGGUCAGUGCCAACUUCCAGUACAUCAUGUUUCCCGUGGUUUACAGUGUUGUGUUCAUCUUUGGCACAGUGUCCAACUGCUGUGUGCUCUGGUAUCUCUUCAGGAAGAAGGGCGCUUUCUCUCCCUCUGAUGUGUUCAUGGUCAACCUGGCCGUGAUUGACCUCAUCUUUGCCACAACUCUUCCAUUCAAAGUUGCCUAUCAUGCUUUGGAGAAUGACUGGAUCUUCGGGGAGUUGGCGUGUAAAAUCACCGGCUCCCUAUUCUUUGCCAAUAUGUACGGCAGCACUUUGUUCCUCACUUGCAUCUGCGUGGAUCGCUACAUCGCCGUGGUCCAUCCCAUCAAAUCACUGCAGCUCCGUAGGCCUCGGUAUCGCAUCGUCAUUUGUUGCCUCAUCUGGCUGCUUCUGGCCGCCAGCCUUCUCUACUUGACCAUCAAAGGGCCUCUGACCAGCAAGUUUCCCAAUGGCAAGAUCGCCUGCCUAGAGAAUUUCUCUUCAAGGUCCUGGAAUCGGAGGAUCUCUGGGAUCAGCAUCGGGGCUGCAGUCAUUGGGUUCUUCAUCCCGUUAGUGGUGAUCAUAAUCUGCUACCCCCUCAUUGCCAGAAAGUUACUGGAACACAAAGCCGGCACGGACAAGGUGCAUGUGGUGAAGAAAAAAGCCCUCCGUAUGGUGCUCCUGGUGCUGGUGGUCUUCAUCAUUUGUUUUGUCCCUUAUCACCUCAACCAACUCAUCCACACCCUCAGGCGCAUCAAGUUGCUAUCCACCUGCCGACUCAUCCAGUUCACCUACUCGGCCCGGCGAGUCACUAUGGCCCUGACCAGCCUCAACAGCUGCCUGGACCCCUUGAUCUAUUCAUUCGCGAGUGACACCUUCAAGUGGAGAAGGUUGUGCUGCGGAGAGAAGCUUCCAUUUAACGUCACCUUUCGAUCAAAAGACACGUCGGAGAGAAGAACUGGAUCAUCAGUCAUUCAAGCGUCUCGUCACUGAGACCCCAGGAUGGCCUCUUCCUUCUCAGUGCCCUGGCCGUGCGGAUGCUGAAGAACGUUUAAUGAUGGGGGUGGGAAUGCUGUUGGGGUGUGGAAGGGAUGGGGGAUGAGGGAAAGGGUUAGAGGCUCAUGGUGGUUGUACAUGGUGGUUACUGAUUCGCAACAGGCGUUGCAGCACCUCCAGUGGUGGGAGAUUGUAAUUACAUCGUUAUCAAAUUAUUUCCACGCGCACACAGGCAUUCACAAGGUUUCUAUAACAGACAAACAUUUACACCAACACUCACACAAUUUAUCCAGCAGACACACACUCAUACAAACAUUCUGUCUCCCUCUCUCUCUCUUACACACGUAUACAUACACACACACACAACAUACAAAAUAUUUCUCUGGUAGACACAUACUGACACUUUCUCUCAAACAUGAUUCAUUUCACUCAAGCUUUCUCAUACACACCCACACACACAAUAUUCUUUCCCUUCUCAGACACUCAAAUAUUGCUGAAAAAAACAGUCAUGUCAAAGAUUUUCAUGUUGCACUUUUCAGGACACCGCAAGAAUACCAAUUUAUGGGGGGGAAGACAGCAAUUUAUACUGUCUGCGAAGAGUGUGCUGAUUGACUGGCAAGUGGACUCUGAUUGGUAGAUGAGUUGCCAUGGGGAAUGCACCAGCGAUGGUGAUGGGCAGUUAACUGUCGAGCAUUGUUUGAAAUUUAAACCCAGCAACUUGACCCUGCUUGGUCAAUGCAUUGUCCUGAGGAAUGAGUCAGCGAAUGGCUGUCACUUAUUUUGUUUAGCUGAAACAAGCAGAAUAUGUGUACAUCUUCUUCCUGGCUGCGAAGAACAGGGUUCAGUGUAUUAAUAUAAGUAGCUUCCAGUAUAUGCAAAUGCACCACACUACGAGCCCAACUGACAAUCUUAAAUUGGUUGUGUUACAGUAACAAUUUAUUGAUAGGGAAUGAAUUACUUAAAAUCUCCAAGCGGCCGGUGCUACCUAGCACAUUAACAGUUAAAGAUUACCAGAUGAAUUUUGCACGGCCUUAGGGCCUGCAAACAACAGAAAGGCCUUGGGAGCCGGACUGUAGUCAGAGGAUGGCAACAACAUAGAUUAAGUAUGCUCUUCAACAGAUAAGGAAAAGACAGAUGGCCCCAGCCUAGAUAGAUGGAGAGGUCACUGCCAGCGUGAAAGAGCAUUGAUGAUGUAACCUAUAUGCUAACAGGAUUGGAAUUUGAAUAUUGUCCUCGUACAUGAUCAGUAGUUUAUAAAUAAAUAAAAUAUGUUGUAUGCUUGUAGUUUGGCAGAGUGCUAUCUCAAGCUGCUUGAGGUGGAUCUCUCCUUGCAAUUGCUUGAAUAAACGAUUGU
Carcharodon carcharias (great white shark) is the source of this 2699-nucleotide messenger RNA. RefSeq names its product lysophosphatidic acid receptor 6-like. Gene Ontology annotation, biological process: G protein-coupled receptor signaling pathway. The coding region runs from base 203 to 1342 and encodes 379 amino acids. The record is from RefSeq and is a predicted model, not a curated record. The transcript has 2 exons. Gene Ontology annotation, cellular component: membrane. Gene Ontology annotation, molecular function: oxysterol binding; G protein-coupled receptor activity. NCBI's taxonomy places the organism in Eukaryota, Metazoa, Chordata, Chondrichthyes, Lamniformes, Lamnidae.